GUGGAUAGACACAGAGUGACGGGAGGAGAAGGAGAGACGUUUUCAUCCUUUCUCUCCUUGUCCUGUUUCCUCCUUCUUUUCUUCUUUCUCUCAUUCGUUUGUUCUUUUCUUUCUUUCUCCCCUGAGGUUUUCUGAGCCAGAUGAGAGAUGGGAUGUGGAAACUCUUCACCAACCAGCAGCAGCAGCACUAGAGGUCGAGCUGAGUCUUCAUCAAAGGUAUCAAAUGAGUGUUUGCCUGAAGACGACAAACGAAAGAACUAUGGAGGUGUGUAUGUGGGUUUACCUACAGACCUGAGCAACAUUCCUCAAGUACAGAUAGGAUCCCUCAGAGGUAACACACACAUUUACACCCGUUACACAGCUCACAAAGUGAGCGGAGACCAGGAUCAGUUUCCCUGAUUCUGGUCUGUGUGACAAGCUCGGUCCAAUGGUUUUAUUUAACAUGGCUCUGGGCUCAU
Toxotes jaculatrix (banded archerfish) is the source of this 458-nucleotide messenger RNA. Its product is annotated as overexpressed in colon carcinoma 1 protein-like. The transcript has 4 exons. Bases 148 to 399 code for a protein of 83 amino acids. NCBI's taxonomy places the organism in Eukaryota, Metazoa, Chordata, Actinopteri, Toxotidae. The record is from RefSeq and is a predicted model, not a curated record.